Ostreobium quekettii is the source of this 7341-nucleotide messenger RNA. Lineage: Eukaryota; Viridiplantae; Chlorophyta; Ulvophyceae; Bryopsidales; Ostreobiaceae. The record is from the annotation of a GenBank genome assembly.
AUGUGCUCCGGAAAUGCGAUCUUCCAGUUGGAGCCUGUGCAGAUCGAGUGGUCUGGUAUGUCCACAGAAUUCGAGGCCAGGGUCAGGCUGAGGCACUUGACCAGCAAUCUGUAUCUUGCUGGAUGCAGUUUGUCCACCGCCGCUGGUGCUGAUGACCCAUCUCCCACCCUUGACGAACGUCCCGUGCAGUCUCCAAAGGGGCUGCUGCAACUCUGCCUUAGUGCUGACUACAAUUCCCCGAGCUGUGUGUGGCAGUUGCAUGCCUUCUCCAAGGGCGGUGAAGCGCAUCUGGAGGAGGAGUCCUUCGCCUUUGUGGGGCACGCCCAGGGCCAGUGGCUGGCCCAGGGCAGGAUGAUCAACUCCCUGAACGAUGCAGAAGAUGAUAAAGACAUUGACGGGGACGAGAUCCAGGAGACGUUCGAAGCGGAGCUGAAGGGGCAGCGGCUGGAGCGCAAUGUGAUGGCCAUCUCUGCGAUAGACCCAAGAUAUGUGGAGAAGCUAAUGAACGUUCGAAGCUCCCUGGCGAUCAUUGAAGCCUUUGCAGGACAGUUGGUGUCAGAUGUAGGCCCUCUCGGGGUGUCGAAGAUGUCUCCCUAUGAAGACAUCAAGGAGGCGGCCACCAGGUGUGGACUGGUGCACUUGUUCGCCAGCAAACGCGCAAGCGUAUUCAGCACCCUGCACGAGAUGGUGAAGAUGGUGACCGACGCAUACUACGACGGCUGUGACGCCAAGCGCUCCGUGCAGACCUACCAAGUGCUGUCCAGGGAGACCAGGCUGAUAGACGCAGUCCUGUGUUGCCUCAAGGCCGUCGAUUUUCCUGUCUUCUUUGGCCCUGCCAAGGACUCCAGCAUCGGCAACACCAUAAUCGAGUUUGGCACGGUCUGCAACACAUUCCUCCAAGCCGUCUGUCGCGCCAACGCCAUGAACCAGGCCUACCUGUCGUCCCACAUCGGCCUCUUCAAACACCACCUUGGGGGCCCCAUCAAAGUGGCAGACACCCUGGCCGCCAUCUACGAAAACAACAUGGAACAGAUACAGGUCGUGUCCGAGGACGUCGUGGCUGCGUUCGUCGCCCUGAUCCGUAAAGUCGGCCGGCGGCCCCGUUUCGUCAACUUCCUGCGCACCAUCUGUGGCUCCCCCGACAGGCCUGUUCCUAAGAACCAGAACUGGCUCGUCUCUCACCUGUUCAGCGAUCCGGGGGCCAUUUUCUUUGCCGCUGGGCCGGGGCAAAACGGCUCCACAUGGAUACUGAAAACACCACAGGAGGCACCAGGGGCAGGUGGCGCCAACGUCGAUUGCUCGUCGUUCUUGGGCUCUCUGGACGACAUCACCAAGCCCACGAUCUUCGAGUGGGACAGGUCCUAUGACACCAUCAGGAAUCAACCGCGGCACAUCGCCUUCAUCUACUACAUCUGCAGCCUGCACCUGCUGUGCGCCCUGUGCUAUGGCCGCAACGCCCAUGCGCUGGAAGUCGUCCAGAAGGUGUCCCGCACCCACGGCCUGGGUCUCGAAUUCGAGCACUUGAACAGGAUCGUGGCCAGCGAUCGGCUGCCGUACGUGCUGCGGUGCGCCGCGCUGGACCUCAUCGCGUGUAUCCACGUCAACAUCGACCCCCGCCAGCCUAUCCAGCUCCCGAGAUUGACACGACUGCUGACGCAGGAUUCUUCGACCAACCCCAAAACUGAUUCCGCCAAAGUCGUCCAACGGGGUCCUCUGAGCGAUCUGACGUCCAUACUUGUGGGUAUUGUCGGCACAGUGGCCACGACCGUGUCCAGCCAGGCAGCCAAAGACAACCCUGGCGGUGGGCACCGUGCACGCCGAGCGUCCCUGAUCCAUGCCAAAGGGGCCAACCCCGAGGACACUGGAAACUGCCGCAUUGAAGAAGAUUGGUCAUGCGUGGGUUCCCACAGCCUGCUGCUGACCGUGGUGUCCACGCUUCAGAUGAUGUUCAACCUUGGGGUCAUCGAUCUUGAUCACCCAGACGUGGGCCCGCUCCUGCAGUCCCUGUUGGCCAUGCUCACGUGCCUCGACUGCAAGGACCUGCAAGACGCCUCGAGGUUUCAGCACUCGGCGGAGGCGGACGUCGUGGUGAAGGUCAAGCGGUCCAUCCUGGCGCUGUUCGAGUUCGCCCUGGACAUGCAUGGCGAAAUGAUGCUGGAGGCUGUCUUCAGGGUCUUUGCGAGGCUGCACAACGAGGACAGGGGCGUCGAGGUGGAGCCCCCAGGAGAGGGUCAAUCCGACGACCUCGAGGGUUUCGAGGAACUGGACGGGGAGGAUUUCGGGGAGAAGGAGACGCCGACGAAGCGGGCACUCCUGCCGCGCUCCAGCAGCAAGAGGAAAAUCGCGCCGCAGAAUCCAAAGGGGCACACGAACGUCAAAUCGGCGGUCAGGGACUUGGUGCGGACCAUCCACGGCAGCGCCCCUCAUGGAUUUCUGAUGUUCAAGUUCGACCCACUGCAGUACGGCAAGAUGGAGGGCCCGGUGAUGGACCUGCUGGGGCUGGUGCUGUAUGAAUCGCCGCCCCUGGUGUCCGCCGCCUUCAGGCUCAUAGAGCGCCUCCUGUCGAAGCGGAGGAAGUUCCUCAGCGCCGUCAUGGACACGCACAUCAUUUUCGAGGAGGACAUGAUCCUCAUGUACAAGAGGUGCCAGGCGCUGGUCGCGGACCUCCACGCUAAUCAGAAGUGGGUCGCCAGCGUGAACGAAGACAGGAAGCAGGACGCCAUAUCCAAGUGCAAGGAGGGCAUCGAGGAGCUGACGCACAUGCUGACCCCGAAUCAGAUUGUGUGCAUCUCCGACGGCGCCUCAGAGAGACGAAUCGCGGUGACAAAAGCGAAAGCCACCAAUUAUCAGGCCAUCCUGCACGACCUGCGCGUGCACGACCUCGUCAUGACGUUCCUGAAGCUGCCGCUGAGGCGCCGAAAGCAGGAGCCGCUGGAAGAGGGGGGCCGGCCCAGGAUGGACGUGGCGGAGGACGUGCCGCGGCGGGAGCUCUUCGGCCUGUGCUACAAAUUUCUGAAGCACUUCUGCGUCGUCUGCGCCCCGUCCAGCACCGCCCCCAACUCGAAGAACCAGGCCGCCGUCUGCGAGCACCUCGGCCUCUUCGUCUCGCACACCGGGGUCAUGAACCUGAACGUCGCGGACACCAUUGCCUCACUGUUUGAAAAGAACGAGUCGCUGUGCCACAGAAUCGGGGCGGAAAUCCUGCGCAAGUUCGUCCACAUGAUCGUCACGUACGGGGAGAAGAAGCGCGCUCGGUGGCUCAGAUUCCUGCAGGCCAUCGUGGUGGUGGACGGCAGGCCCGUCAAGGAGAACCAGUCGACUGUGCUGUCACUGGCCAGCCACUACGAGUCCGACUUCUGUUCGUUUUUCAACUCCGGCGCGGCGGCGCAGAGCCGGCGCAUCCAGCUGCUGCAGCAGGAGGAGCACCUCGCGAAUCGGGAGGACGGGCCCAGCGCGCAGGGCAGCGAGCUGAGCUACCACAGGGCCUGCAUCGAGCUGCUGGCGGACUGCUGCGUGGGCAAGGACACCACCUUCGUGGUCAAGGCCAGCGGCUUCCUCACCUUCGAGGGCGUGCUGCAGUCGCUGCUGCUGUACGGCGCGCCGGGCGUGCGCCCGCAGUGCCUGCGGUUCGUCCUGGCGGCCUACUGGAAGUUUCUCCGCCACGUGUACUUCGCCACGCACACCGGCAGUACGCGGAGGUCGGUCAGGGCGGCCAACAACGGGGUGUGGCAGGCCGACGCGACCCAAAUCGCGAGAACGUCUUCCAUCGGCAGCGACAAGAGCGGCCUGUCCAUGUGGGCCAACGACGCUGUCAAGUUGGGCUCGUGCAGCUGCCUCAUGGAGGGCGUGGUUAAAGAGCUGCGGGUGGCCUUGGACGAGCCCAAGGGGGCGCUGCAGGACCCGGAGUCCGCGACGGCGUUCCUGCCCAGCGUGGUCUUCCCGGCGCUGCAGGAGUACUUUCAGAACCACUACCUCCAGCACACGACCCACCUGUCACAGGGCCACGAGUCGCUGCUUGCGGAGCUGGCGCAGGGCCUGAGGGUGUACUUCGAGGGCCUGGCGUCGCUGGACGCGGCUGCCCUGGGAAUGAAGCAGGAGAAGCGGGAGGCCGUGGCCAGCGCCAAGUCGCUGCUGGAGACGCUGUCGUCGGUGACAGGCGUGCUGGGUAUGGGCGACGUCCAGGUGGCGCUGGUGAACGACGAGGCGUCCCAGCAUCGAACCACCGCAUCCGCGGCCGCCAUGCAGGUGGUCUCCUCCCAAUGGGCGUCCUUCUACACCCUGCUGGGCCGCCAGCUGGGAGUGCAUGUGUGCGAGGCCUCCAACGAGCCCGUCGAGGAGCGCACCUUCCUGGACUGUCGCGUGCGCUACGCCAGCUUGUUUCUUUUUGCUCAGAUGCUGGCCCAGCCCUGGGCCACGCCCGUGCCCAACGCCUCGCCUCCCCUCUUCCUGGAGCAGGUCGUUGCGAGGCUCGCGCACCUGUUGGCCGGUGGCCUUGAGGCUCUGGACUGGCCCGACGAGCUCGUGGUGAAGACCGUGCGCUGCGUGCGCGCCGCAGUGCACAUCGACGACGGGGCCGGCGGAGUCGAGACUUGGAAGGCGGCGUGGCCGCGGGUUGUGGCGAACGAAGCGCCGCAGAGCGAGCACGGCGACAUCCUGGCCUGGUCGCAGAGCAAGUACAACCGGCUGGGGGCGACCCGAGCAGCGGUCAUGCUGGUGGGCCACGCCAGGGUGCACGUGCAGCUGGAGGCCAUCCGGCUGCUGAUAGCCCUGCUGGAGGGCGGCAACGGCGAGGUGCAGGACACCAUGCACGGGCUGCUGUCCGUCGGGGGGGAGGCCAGUGUGGCGUUCUUCGCGACCAUGCGGGCGGCCUUCCAGAGGUGCUCGGCCACCGCCAAGGACAGCGCGUCAAGAAGGCCGCAGGGAACGGAGGAGGACAGGGUGCACGUGCUGGGCACGCCCGAAGAUGAGGCUGAACAAGAUGAAGAGGGGGAUGAGGAAGAGGUGUGGGAGCAGCGGGCUGUGGCCCUGAAUGACGCCGACGACGACCUGGCCUUCACCAUGGAGGCCCUGCGGUGCCUGCAGCUCAUGGCGGAGGGCCACCACGCGGCCAACCAGCAGCUGCUGAACGCCCAGCCCCGCAACCCCAUCAACCAGGACUUGUUGAGCGAGGCGGUGGCGCUUCUGGCGUCGGUCCAGAGCUGCAUCAUGGAGAGCGUGGCGGCGGGCAACAGGGACAAUCCGGCGCUCAUGGUGCGACUGUUCGAGUUCCUGCGGGAGCUGGUGCAGGGCCCCUGCAAGUCAAACCAGACGGUCAUGGCCAUCCAGACGGGCUUCCUGUUCGUGAGCAACCGGAUAUUCGGGUACAUGGACUACGACCUGCAGGGACGCAGGGAAAAAGAAGAACAAGCUGUCCAGAAAUGCACCAUCAAGGCAAAUCUCCUGUCGUUGAUGUACAGCCUGCUUGAGGGCGCCACGGACAUGGACAUCGCGAUGCGCAUCAUCGACGUUGUGGACAUGAAAACGAUCCAGCAUCAGACCCAGUCUCUGUUUUCGGUUCUGGGAUUCGACGGGCGACCUCCCCUCUUCAGGACCAAGUACGUGAACGACCUCCUGAAGACGGAGCUCCUGCAGUUCGUGUUCUUUCAGGAAAAGCUGAACGCGCUGCUGAGCGCAGACGGAAAGCGCAGCGCCGAGUCCGGCGCGCCGUUGUGUUCGUCUGCGGGCGGCGCGCUCAAGGGCCUCUCCAAGUUCAUCGAGGGCAAUCUGGGAUCCGUGGAGGUGAUGUGGGGAGGCCGGCUGGAGAAGGGCUAUUUCCCCCUCACGCCCACCUGCCAGAGUUUGGCGACCAGCGGGAUCUGGAAGUCCAACACGCUAGAGAUCCUGAGGUCGAUUUCGCCUGACUCAAGGAGCAAUCCCGCCCUGAAGGCCAUCGAGCUCGCGAAGGCCAUGGAGAAGAUCGUCAACGACAUCGACAUCGAGUCCAGCUUCAUCACGGGCAGCGGCGGCUGGCUGCUGCCCCUCAUGAAGCGGCGCCGCCUGCUGCAGGAGGGCGCCGCCUACAUCAGCAUCGUGGUCAUCGCCGUCAUGGCGUGCACCUACGGGGCCAGCCACGGGGAGUGGGAGGGGGGGCGCGAGUGGGCGGUGGUGGGCACGCGGGUGCUGUCGGUGGUGGAACUGGCGCUCAUGGGCGCGGUGGCGCUGAUUUUCUACGUGAGCGACUUCCCCAAGUGGGCGGAAGAAAUGCGCAAGCAGGAGGCAGAGGGCGCGAAUGGGGAGUCCCUUGAAGAUUCUAGUGGCCAGGGAGGAGACGAGAGUGGCCGAAGCAAUGACGGCGCUCCAAACGACAGCUGCAAAGGCGGCUGCCAAGCAGGCGGUAUCAAGCCACCGCCAGAUGUCUCUUCCACGCAGCACGAGAGAUUCCGAUUGCUGAAGAAAGCCAAAACUCUCUUCACCUACUGGAAGACAUGGUACAUCCUGCUGCUGCUCGCCGCUUCCGUGGGCGCCGUUGUGCACUCGCCGUUCUGCCUUACCUUCCACCUCACCUUCUUCUUCGUGGAGUUCGAGGCCGGCAAGAUGAUCAUCGAAGCCCUGUCCAAGUCGGGCACCGCCAUCCUCCGGACCGCCGUGCUGGCCAUCCUCUCCAUACUCAUCUUCGCGGUGCUGUCCUUCACCCUUUUCAGGGAACCUCUCGCAGGCCAGGCCCCGCCCUGCUCCACCUUCUACCAGUGCACCGGCUCCCACUUCAUAGCCGGCAUCUACGGCGACAUCGCCGGCCUGUUCACCGGCGACCUGGCGUCCGACGUGCCCGACGACGUCGGGUCGUCCUGGAAGCUGCAGCUGCGCUCCAUCUUCGUGGUGGUAUUCUUCAUGAUGUGGACCUUCGUGCUGUCCAACAUCUUCACGGGGCUCAUUGCGGAUGCCUUCGGCGCCAUACGCGAUGACAAAAACACCGUCCAGACGGACUCCGAUUCGCGCUGCCUGGUCUGCUCCCUGGAGCGCUUCGCCUUCGACAGCGCCGGCAACGGCUUCGACGACCACGUGGCCCACGACCACUGCCCCCUGGACUACGUCUACUACCUCCACUACCUGCGCCACACCGUGCCCGACGAGUACACGGGCUACGACUCCUGCGUGGCGGCGGCCAUGGCGGGCAGCGAGACGGACAAGGCGGCGUGGCUGCCCAUUGGGCGGGCACUGGUACUCGAACACGUGGGGGGAGGUGAGGGGGGGGAGAGGCAGAGGAUAUCGGAAGGGAUGGAGCGCCUCUGGGGAGGCCUUAAGGCCAUCGAGGGGCGGCUGAGGGAGCUGGAGGAGCGGUCCAGGGGGCCGGGGGCGUUGUGA